Messenger RNA from Topomyia yanbarensis, 8432 nucleotides. RefSeq lists its product as uncharacterized. Bases 6123 to 7763 code for a protein of 546 amino acids. Gene Ontology annotation, molecular function: nucleic acid binding; zinc ion binding. Lineage: Eukaryota; Metazoa; Arthropoda; Insecta; Diptera; Culicidae. The transcript has 2 exons. The record is from RefSeq and is a predicted model, not a curated record.
UUCAAAACCACCGCGAAGCAUCAAGUUCUAAAUGUUCUCAAACGAUAUAAUAUCCGAAGAGAGUGAUAAGAGUUAUAAGAAAUGUCUCAUCACACUGUUAGGUGGAUUAAGAACGUUUUGCCUUUCUCAUAUAAAGAAAGGCUAUGCAAUCACUGUAAAAAUCGACUUUUUAACGGAGGCCCGGAGGGCGAGUGUCAUACACCACUCGAUUCAGUUCGUCGAGAUCGGCAAAUGUCUGUGUGUGUGUGUCAUUUAAACUCACACAAUUUUCUCAGAGAUGGCUAAACCGAUUUUCGCAAACUUAGUUUCAUCUGAAAGGUAUAACGCUCCCAUAAGCUGCUAUUGAAUUUUUAGUUGAUCCGACUUCCGGUUCCGGAGUUACGGGUUGAAGAGUGCGGUCACACAGCAAAUUCCCAUAUAAACUGGUACCACCAUAAUGUUCAAAUGAUGGAAAACAUAUUAAAAUUGAUGUAACAUUACUCUAGUUUGCGGGUCUGGAUCACUUAUGAUCAAUCAAAGCAGCUUUGACCACAUUGGCCACCUAUGACAGUUCAUGACGCCCCCGGGUAACCCGCCAAGUUCCUAAGCUAAUAUCACACCCAUUCCACAACGAAUUCUCUACCGAUUUUUACGAACUUAAUUUCAAAUGAAAGAUACAGUAAUGCCAUUGACUGCUGCUGAAUUUCAUUCUAUUCUGACUCUUGCUUCCGGAGUUACAGGGGUGUUAGUAAGGAUACACUGGAAUUUCCCAUAUAAAUCGGUACAAUCGUAAUACCUCAGAGGCUAAAAACUAUUGAAAUGGUCACCAAAUUACUUCUAAUCGCAGAUCUAGAUAACUGAUUGCUAAUCAAACAUUCUUUGAAUAUAUUGUCCACUAUCGACGAUUCCGGAAGUCCGGAAUUCCGGGCAUAUUCUACAAUUAAAGUCACAUCGGUUCUUCGGUGAUGACUGAACCGAUUUUCUCAAACCAAGUCUCAAAUGGAAGGCAAAAUAUGCAGUUGAGUAUUGCGUCGCUGCCCCUAGACCCCCCCCCCACCGGCUUGCCCUUACACCUCCCUCCUUCAUCAUUCCCCUCCCCUUGGACCACCCUCACGCCCGCAUUUCCUUCAUCCACCCCGUAUACCGAAAUAAGAUGAAGGAUUUCUGACGCAUCCUCCACUCCCACUCUAUUAACCCCCCAUUCCCUCCACUUUCAAACCCAUUCCCCCUAUAUUUCAAAAUAUAAUCACAUGAAGAUAACAUUGAACUCAUGCUGAUUAGGCUAAUUAAAUAUUAUUCUUGUGCCUUUCUCAUAUAGAAAGGUUAUGCAAUUGCUCCAAAAACCGACUUUCCAACCGAGGCCCGGAGGGCCGAGUCUCAUAUAACAUUCGACUCAGUUCGACGAAAUCGCAAAAUAUCUGUGUGUAUGUAUAUGUGUAUGUGUAUGUGUGUAUGUAUGUGUGUGUAUGUGCGGAUUUGUUAACAAAAUGUCCACAUCGGUUACUCGGAGAUGGCUGAACCGAUUUUUACAAACUAAGAUUCAAAUGAAAGGUAUAAUAUUCCCAUAGGUUGCUAUUGAAUUUCAUUUUCAACCGACAUCUUGUUCCGAAUUACGGGUUGAAGAGUAUUAUUACAAAACAAAAUUUGUUGAUUUUUCCAAAUCGGUUUCUCGGAAUUUUCUGAACCGAUUUUGACAAACUUAAUUUUAAAUGAAAGGUCCAUCAGCUGCUGUUGAAUUUUGUGUGGAUCCGAGUUCUGGUUCCUGAAUUACAGGGUGAUACGUACGAUCACGCAGCAAAUCCCGAUUCUAACGAAUUCUGCGAUGAAUGUAAAAAGGUGAUUUUUUUCCAAAAUGUAAACACAACUGUUGAAUUUGUAGAUCUAGGUCCCCAACAGUCAUUCAAAGUCUCUUUGGCCACACUGGCCACCAUCGACGGAUCCGGAAGCAUCCAAAGUCAGAAUAACGGUUAUAUUGGUUUCUCGAAAAUGGCUAGAUUUGCUCAACUUAGUCUCAAAUGAAAGGUGUUGCGUCCCCAGAAACUGAUAUUAAAUUCCAUCUCCAUCCGACUUCCAGCACCGGAGUUACGGGUUGUGGAGGUCGAUCACAUAGAAAACUCCGAUUCAAACCGAUACCGCGAUGAAUGCAAAAAGGUGCUCUUAUAUAUACUUACCAAUUGUAAUAAGAAUGAAAGACAUUUCCAUAAAGUUAUAUUGUACGAACCAGCUAUUAAAUCAUAGUUUGGAGAAAUGAGAAAGGCACAAUUGCACCUCUAGGUGGAUUAAAACAGGUUUUUCAGUUCAAUAUUACCGUGGCUGUUUUUUCUUCUUCAAAAUUUUAGAACUCGAAUAAUGAUUUAUUUUCCUGUAUAUAGUUGUCAUGUGAUGUACAAUAAUAAAAUGUAAUAUAUGCAUUUAAAAGCUUUUAAUGAAUAUAAACAACGCACACUUUCUCGUGAUUCAUGAUUGAGAAAGGCACAAUUGCACCGCUAGGUGGAUUAAAACAGGUUUUUCAGUUCAAUAUUACCGUGGCUGUUUUUUCUUCUUCAAAAUUUUAGAACUCGAAUAAUGAUUUAUUUUCCUGUAUAUAGUUGUCAUGUGAUGUACAAUAAUAAAAUGUAAUAUAUGCAUUUAAAAGCUUUUAAUGAAUAUAAACAACGCACACUUUCUCGUGAUUCAUGAUUGAGAAAGGCACAAUUGCACCGCUAGGUGGAUUAAAAUAGGUUUUUUCUAGUUACAUUGCUCAUGAAAGGGGUACCUUCGGGAUCAUUUGUUGCUGCACAGUAAUGUGUAUUGCAAAAAUGUAGUCAGAUCAAACUUGUACUGAAUUAUCUAACGCAUCUCUACUAAUUGUGACUGCCAUUGAAGGAUCAAUUGAAUUGUACUCAGUAUAGAGCAAAAAUGGACAACGAUAAGUUAGAAGAAACAUUGUACUUGGAUCCCCCAUCGAGAGUAAGAUACUUCUUUUCCCGGAUCUAAUUCGUGGAUAUUUCUGGGCUUUGAUUCAUUAUUCUACAUAAUAAAUCAUACCAAUACAAUGAAUAUAUAUUUUGAAUAUCAUCACAAAAAAGGUGUUCUUACUUUUCACAUGACAUGUUUGAGCAUGCUUCAUUCAAAAUUCAAUAGAGAUACGAAGAGUUUAAACAACGCACGUGGGAUGUCACUUUUCAAAAUUUUCAUCUUCAAACAUCCAUAUUACCCAGUUAACUUGAAUAUUUUUCUGAGAUAGCCAUGAAUUUCCUUAAUUAUAGUGUAUAUAAAAGCUCUAAAUAGAACUAAAUUAAAUUGGAAUUGAUUUAGUUUUCGAUUUUUGGUCGCCUGCCUAUACAAAAUUCAAAUGUUUCGGAAGGAAAUUUGCAAAUUUUCUCAGGGCUAGAAAUAUUUUAUUUACCAGGAUGCAAUGUUAAACUUGUUAUCACGAGUUGCUCUCUUCUACAAUAAGAUGCAGGGUAACGGAAGACAAAAAAUAGUUUUAUCUUCUUAAACUUCCUCAAUUACAUCGCACACAUGUUUGGACAUUAAUAAAUAUUUCAGAUAACCAGAAGAUCUUAUCACACAACUUUGAAAUGGAUAAAGAACACGAACACGAAGAAAGAAAGAGACAGAGAGAGAGUGAGAGAGACUGAGAGUGAGUGAUAGAAAAAGUGAGAGAGAGAGAGAGAGAGAGAGAGAGAGAGAGUGAGAGUGAGGGGUGGCGUAUGAGAAAUGGCAAAUGAUGGCUAGUGCGGUGACUUUAUAUUGAUAGGCAUAUUAUGCGAUAUAUUUGUAUAUUUACACCCUUAUUAUAAAUAACGCAACUAGUAAUUUUUGCGCCAUGACCUGUACAACUUGCAAAAGAAAAUCAAAUUUUUGCAAAUUUUGAAAUUUUGAGAUUCAAAAAUAUAGUUGCUCGCGGUGAUGUCGGUGAUACAUGAGAAAUCAUUUAUCUCACUACUAGGUAGAUUGCUUGAUGAUCUAUGAAUUAAUAUACCCUCCAACAUCCACCUGACAGUUGGACACAACGCCUAAUCCAAGGGAUAAAUACAUGAACUCUAGGAAAAAUUUCACUAUGAAGUCAACUCACACAUUAUUUUGUCCACGAAGAAAACUUAUAUAUUAAUUUUUAAGAAAUAAUUUAUAUAUUAUUAAGGUAAUUCACAAAAUGUUUUCAGAAUCGAAUUACUUGAAUCACGUAGAUAUGUUUCCAUACCCCGACAUUCAAAAUCGGUUUAGUUUACCCCCUAAAACACCAGUAAAGUAAUACUAUGUAUGUAACGGUCUCAUUUUUAGUUAGAGGAAAUUGGUAAGCAAAGAACAAAAAUACAAAAUUGUUAAUAUCUCCGCCGCUCAUUAACGGAUUUCGGCAAUCUAUUGCUUGUUUGCUAUUUCAAUCUAGUGUGCCUGAUGUGAUCACUUCGUUCGAAAGUUAUUCGCAAAAAACACGUUUUGUCUUGACAAAAUCACCCAUAUCUCAGAAAGUAAACAACAUGUCUAAAAACAAAAAUAAUAGUGGCAAAUGGGAGCGUUAGACCUUUCAUUUGAAACCAGUUUCAUUAAGAUCGGCUCAGCCAUUGCUGAGAUAAUUACAUGACAUUUUGUACAUACAUACAUACAUACACACAUACACACACACAUACAGACAUUGUCUCAAUUUGUCGAGCUGAGUCGAUUGGUAUAUGAUACUCGGCCCUCCGGGCCUCGGAAAAAGUUUUCAAAGUUUGAGCGAAUCCUAUACAUUUCUUUUGUAAGAAAUGUAAAAAUGAAUACGACAAAAAGACGAAAACAAGUGAAAUUCACUAAGAUUAAUAGUUUUAUUUAAAUUGUUGGACCGAGGAUUUGCCCAAAGUCCAUUAUUACGAUGAAUUAUUUCGAUUACGAGUCUAUUUAAAUGCAUGCGUUAUACUUAGUCAGAACAUGCUUGUAAUGCUUCCUAGUAUAGUUUUGAGCAACCACGUUUUGUUGUCAUGUUUGCUGACAUUUUACGACCGACAACCUUCUCAAAAAACCUGUUUAAUCCACCUAGCGGUGCAAUUCUGCCUUUCUCAUUUCUCUAAACUAUGGCACGGAGUAUUUUUAUGUUCAACAUAAUUAUGGAAAUGUCCAUUACAUUCUUAGUACACUUUGCACUUACACAAUGGCAUGCCAGCCACGAACUUGAUGAGCUACGUGUCGACGGUGAAACACUUGAAACAAAAAAUAUCAUAUUCCAUUAGCCUAAUCAGCAUUAGUUCAAUGUUAUAUGUUUGCUAACUCAUUUUGUCAUGCGGGGGUGGGUAUGUGAGGAGGGCGAAAGUCCCAUGAACGAACGACUCCCCAGCUUAAAUUGGUAUGCUUUGUGAUAUAGUGGUGGUUUAAAGAUGAUGGGGUUGAAAGGGGUAUGAGGGCUGGAUGGGGUGGUGGUCUGAGGGGUGAUUUAAGGAGAUUUUUAAAGGAGGGGAGUGAACAGUAGAGGGGGGGGGUGUAACCCCUCUCCGUAAACCAUCAACUACGCCCCUUUUAAAAUCCAGAAACCUUAUGCGGGUCGAAAAAAAAUUGGCCGGGAUUAGAUUGACGUUUUUCAGAGUGAUUGCAUAACCUUUCUAUAUGAGAAAGGCAAAAAUGUGCCAAAAUCCAAAAAAGUGAAUCGUCGUCAAAUUUUUUUUCGAGUUUGCAUCAAAUCUCGACGUGUCAUGCACCUUGAACACAUUUAGCAUCAAAAAUAAAAAUUGUAUUUUUAAUUUUUCCUAUAGUUUAUAUGAGAAAUUUCUGUGUGGCCGCACUCUGAAACCUGUAAUUCCAGAACCAGAACUCCGAUCGAUCCAAAAUUCAAUAGCAGCCGAUGGGAAGGUUGCACCUUUCAUUUGAGACUAAGUUUGGGCAAAUCGGUCCAGCCAUCUCUGAGAAAAAUGAGUGACAUUAUUUGACACAUGCGCUUAUACAUACACAUACACAUACACACACAUACAUACUCACAUACACACACACAUACAGACUCCGCUAGCGAAUGACGGAUCCUAAUAGUAGCAUGUCUGUAAUAACAUACGUACAUGGAACUAUUGAGAACCAGAGCUACAGGUCCAAAGCCCUGGUAAAGGAGGAUGGUUGUGAUGAUCCGGGCCGAGAUCACCACGUAAAGCAAGGUAGGGCAUAACCCCAAUUCCAAGGCGUGAAGCGACCCGUGCCGAGGGAUGAGUGAUCGAGGGGGUGAAAAAGAUGCUCGAUCGUUAACGGAGCCUGUGGGGUACCUGGGCAACCCACACAGUAAGUCAGUAAGCACAGUAAGCGUCCCUUACCACGCUAAUGCGGAGCUCUGGCGUGGCGGACAUAUAUUUCUCGCGCUACUCGUGGGACUAUACAUGGAGGCAAAUAAAAAUAAAAACAAACAGACGGAGGUGCCAAACCCCUUCGCAAGAGGUGGUUUGGCGAGGUCUCCACCCCGUGGGGAGAGUAGUGGAGCGAUGAGUGCUGCACCCGAAAGCACCAGUGACCCCCCAGCAGCGGUAGGCAAUACCCCUACCAAUGCAUCGGAGGGGCCAAUAGCUGCGAUGCGCAAAGUAGCGAAGCAACUCGAUUCUAUAAUCGACUUCGCUAGCGCAAAGCAGAACAUAGCCAAGGAGUUGAAGUUGAGCCUUCUGGAGCUCCGGAAAGCUGUUCGUGUCGCAAGACAGGAACAGCAGGCAUAUGUUGAGAGGGUGGAAUGUCGGGAGAGGCCCGACAGAGAAACCCAGACAGUGGCCUCCAAUAGGGAGGAAAGAGAGAAGGUCAAUAGAGGUUCACAGACAGUGGCCUUUACCUUCUACGGAGCAGCCACGUCGAUCGGAGCGGCGACCGAGUUCCCCUCGAAGGGAAAAGGAAAGGACAAUCGCAAGACGGCAUCGAAUGCGAAGCGCCCUAGGAAGUCGCCAGGAGAGGGUGCCAAAACCGACACCACUCGGCGUGCAACCGUCAAGGUCAAACGCCGCCUGGGUGAGGUAAGCGAGGGCGAGACUGACCUCGCUGUUGAGAGCGAUGGUACCAGCAACCCGGCACGACCGGGGCAGGGGGGCUCAAACCCCUGGACGCUGGUCACCAAGAAAAAGCCGGCACCGAAACCGGAGGUACCGCGGCUUGCGAGGAAGGCCAAGGACAGAGGCGAAGCCUUGUGGUUAAAAACCGACAAGGACAAAUACGCCGAUGUCCUUAAAUCGAUGAAGGCGGCCGAAAGUCUCUCGGCCCUUGGGCAGGAUGUGCGUAGCGUAAGACGCACCAACACGAGAGAGAUGCUCCUGGUGCUGAAGCGAGGCGCACAAUCAAGUGCAGUAUAUAAGGCCUUGGCCCAAGAGGUUCUUGGUGAGGGCGCCCAAAUCAGGUCGCUAGGUGCGGAAACAACUCUCCAGUGCAAGCACUUGGACGAGUUCACGAUCGCAGAAGACGUCGUCGCAGCCGUCAAGGAGCAAUGCGGCGUCACAAUCGAGCGGGCCUCUGUGCGAUUGAGGGACGGACCCUCUGGCACCCAAGUAGCCUACCUCAGGCUACUGAAUGCGGAUGCCAAAAAGGUAACCGAGAGAGGGAAGCUGAAGAUCGGCUGGUCGGUAUGCCCUAUUAGUAUACCCCAGCCGCCUUCAGUGGACAGGUGCUAUCGGUGCCUAGAAUCCGGCCAUAAAGCUUACGAAUGCAAAGGCAUAGACAGGAGCAAGCUAUGUCGUCAAUGCGGCGAGGAGGGGCAUAAAGAGCGGGGGUGCACUAAGGCAUAUAAGUGCCUUAUCUGCACCGCUAAGAAGCAAGCCCAUAAACAUGCUAUGGGCGGACCUUCGUGUCCCUUCGGCGAGUUAAAUAAGAAGAAGCCGUGAGAGUCACACAGCUAAAUCUUAACCAUUGUGCAGCAGCCCAACAGCUGCUGUGGCAGUCGGUCUCGGAGUCGAGGACAGAUGUCGCCCUCUUAUCAGACCCGUACAGCAUCCCUGCCGGCAACGGCAAUUGGGUGUCGGACGGGUCUGGAAUGGUGGCAAUCUGUACAACGGGAAGGUUCCCGGUUCAAGAGGUAAUACACCCCCCCGCCGAGGGUGUGGCGAUUGCCAAGAUCAAUGGUGUGUUCUAUUGCAGCUGCUACGCCCCACCAAGGUGGCCAAUAGAACAGUUCUACCAGAUGAUCGACAGGCUCUCGUCGGACCUCGUGGGCCGGAAACCGGUAGUAAUAGCGGGAGACUUCAACGCUUGGGCAGUGGAGUGGGGCAGCCGCUGUACAAAUAGCAGGGGUCAAGCGCUAAUGGAAGCGUUUGCGAAACUCGAUACUGUGCUAGCUAAUGAUGGCUCCGCUAGUACAUUCCGUAGAAACGGAGUGGAGGCGUGGAUUGAUUUGACCUUUGCCAGCCCGAGUCUGGCUCCAGGCAUGGAAUGGAGGGUAGACGAAGGCUACACCCAUAGCGAUCAUUUAGCAAUCCGCUUUAAGAUCAACUAUGGUGUGCAGCAUCCGAGGGCGGGAGAUCCCUGUCAGGUACGCGGGUGGAAGUCCAAUCACU